Molecule: messenger RNA, 3492 nt
Organism: Eucalyptus grandis
Lineage: Eukaryota; Viridiplantae; Streptophyta; Magnoliopsida; Myrtales; Myrtaceae
Product: scarecrow-like protein 14
Exons: 2
Coding region: 785-2839 (684 amino acids)
Biological process (GO): regulation of DNA-templated transcription
Cellular component (GO): nucleus
Molecular function (GO): DNA-binding transcription factor activity; sequence-specific DNA binding
Source: RefSeq, a predicted model, not a curated record
UGGAUGAAGUCGAAGUCGAAGUCGAAGUCGAAGUCGAGGGAAAUACCGCUGGUCUAAUUCCCGGAAGGUUCCGAACAUCACGCAUUCCUCCAUCUUCGCCAUCUUCGUCAUCUUCCCAUUCGCUCGUAUGAAAAUCGCAUCGGAGAAGCCCGUCUUCAGACUGGUCUUCAUUCAGCUUCCGACUUCACCUUCCCGUCCUUACGGAUCUUAGGAGCAGUCCGCUUUUCUCCCUGCACUUGCUCUGUUUGGCCUCGCGAUUCCUCGACUUCAACCCACGUCGUUUAGGCCAGCGAAGCAUGAACAGAAAAAGAGAAGAUUGAAGAGUGGGUUUCUUUCGUUUAGUUUUAUUAGUGGGUUGGUGUUUUGGUAGUGACGGGUUUUGCAUGAGUACGUGCUGGUUAGGGUAGGCAAGUGAUUUUGAUAGGGUUUGGAGAGCGUAUGUGGCCAUGGAACCUUUGAACUUCGAUUACUCUGAUUGUAUCAACGUAGAUGAUCUUCCAGUAGACAGCCAUGGCUUUUCACCUGAUCCAGAUCGGUACCCGAGUCUCACGGAUGCUUUCUUUUCCGAUGACCCUUUUCUGGACCUUCAAUCCUCGAAUAGUGCUUUUCUUUCGGAUAAAGUAGACCCUGAAUAUGACCCCCCUCGAAAUCUAUCGACCUCGAUAUUGGAGAUUUAAUCUUUCCUUCCACAAGCGGGAGCUCAGGCAGAGGCCCAUUUGGUCCAUCUGUGAGCUCGAGUAGUGCCCCGAGUCCAGAGGGAGAUUCUCUCUCCCCAUCAGGGGACAUGGACUCACCGGAUCCUGUUCUAAAGUACAUAAAUCAGAUGCUUAUGGAAGAGAACAUGGAGGAGCAACCGUGGGAAUUUGCUGAUCAGGUUGCUCUGCUGAAUGCUGAAAAGUCAUUGUAUGAUGCCCUUCGUCAGCAGCAUUCAGAGGUGUCUGAUCAGAGCCCCUCACAGCUUGAUUUAAGCGAUUAUAUUGAGAGCCCAAAUAGCAACCUUUCUGGAAGUAGCAGUGCUCACGGAAGCCACGAUGCGACAAGCGUUACUAUUAGCUCUAGCGACUCUGCUGAUGCUAAUUUUCUUUACACUAUCGAAGAACAUAGCCGUGCUGGGCUGGAAAAUUUCGACCUUGAUGUUCAGUCGAGCGUGGAUUCGAGCUCGCAGUUGUUGUCUAAUUCUUCAAGCAGCACCAUGAAUUACGAUGAUGGGUCGGAGGAAUCUUUGCACGAGCUUCUUGUCAAGAGCAUUUUCAGCGAUAGUGAGUCUAUGAUUCAGUUCAAGAAAGGAUUAGAGGAGGCCAGCAAAUUCCUUCCUACCAACAAUCAAUUAGGAAUUAACCUAGAGGACAGCAAACCGCCAUCGCAAGCAAAGAAAGGAACCUCGAGAAUGCGCAUCAAUGAGGAUAUCAAUGUGAAGCGCUCAUCUGACGGAUUCAAGGGAUUAAAGAAUCACGAGAGAGACGAGGAUGCUUCUGAGGAAGGCAGGGCCAAUAAGCAAACAGCCUUGUACACAGAAGAGAGUGAGCUCUCUGAUUUGUUCGAUAAGGUGUUGCUAUGCAACGAAAAUCGUGGGGCUAUGUGUUCUGGCAAUGAAUCUGUGGAGAGAGGGCUGAGCAAAGACAUACGGCGACAAAGGAACAAGCGAGGUUCCAAUAGAGGUAAGGGUCGUGGUAAGAAGCAGGAAAGCAAGAAUACUGUUGACUUGAGAACUCUUCUGAGUCUCUGUGCACAAGCCAUCUCUACGAAUGAUUUGAGGACUGCUAAUGAAUUGUUGAAGCAGAUAAGAGAGAACUCUUCUCCAUCUGGCGAUGGGUCUGAAAGACUGGCCCAUUACUUUGCCAAUGGGCUAGAGGCACGAUUGGUGGGCAACAAGACUCGAACGCAAGACUUUUAUUCUACUAUUGUUGCCAGGAGGACCUCAGUAGCUGAUGUCUUGAAAGCUUACCACCUUCACAUUUCGACAUGUCCAUUUAAGAAGUUCUCCAUUUGCUUCGCAAAUUACAUGAUUUUGAAAUUAGCAGAGAAAGCCACUACCCUUCAUAUAAUAGAUUUUGGCAUUACAUUUGGUUUUCAAUGGCCAAUCCUUAUACAGAAACUCUCUUCUCGAUCAGAAGGGCCCUGUAAAUUGCGCAUCACAGGGAUUGAGCUUCCACAGACUGGUUUCCGCCCAGCAGAAAGAAUAGAGGAGACAGGUCGCCGUUUGAAAAAGUAUUGUGAACGUUUUAAUGUCCCUUUUGAAUUCAAUUGCAUAGCAUCAAGGCAUUGGGAAUCCAUUAAACUUGAGGAUCUCAAGAUUCAAAGCAAUGAGACAGUUGCUGUGAAUUGUUUAGAUCGGUUUAAAAGUCUCCUUGAUGAGACAGUCGAGGACAAGAAUCCACGUGAUGCUGUGUUGAAUCUAAUUCGGCAAAUGAAACCGGAUAUCUUUGUUCAUUCUGAACUUAGCGGCUCCUACAAUGCGCCCUUUUUUCUGACAAGGUUCCGAGAGGCACUUUUUCAACUUUCUGCACUGUAUGAUAUGUAUGAUGUUAUUUUAGACGGUGACAGCAAAGAGAGGUUGGUUUUUGAGAGAGAGUUCCAUGGAAGGGAAAUUAUGAACGUGAUAGCAUGUGAAGGUACGGAAAGGGUUGAGAGGCCAGAAACGUAUAAGCAAUGGCAGGUUCGUCAUAUGAGGGCUGGUUUUAAGGCACUUCCUCUGGACCAAGAGCUCAUGAAGUUGUUCAGGAGUAAGAUGAAAGCAUGUUACCACAAGGAUUUUGGGCUUAAUGAAGAUGGCAACUGGAUGCUGCUAGGUUGGAGAGGUCGGAUUGUUUACUGCUCCUCCUGUUGGGUGCCCGCUUAGGAUGGCUCCAAAAGGAAUGUUUUCUGUCAUAAUCCAUCCGUUCAUUGCAGGGAUUCUUCCCUGGUUGACAGGUCUAGGAAUUUUAUUAGAGUAGCUCAGACCGUACUGAUUUCCCACUCUUUCUGUUUGUGCAUGUAUAUUUUUAAUUGCAAACAAUUUUGAAUCUGCAAUGACUUCUUACCGUUUAUCAACCCUUGAGAUAGGAGGGUACAAUUUGCAGCAUCUACGCCACACCGCAUUACGAAUUUUGCCGAUGAUGUGUCGUGAUUUGUCUAUCCUGUAUCUCACAAGUUCUGCGAGAAACAAGGCAGCUCGAAGCUAAUAGUGGGUGUGGGUGCAGGAUUAUCAUGUACGGUCUGUGAUCUAUUGUUCACUAUUAUGCUAUGGUACUGAAAGCUGUUUAACUCUUUGAAAAAUUGAGUAUCCAAGGUGGGGCUGAUGGAGGAUGAUGUUUCCACGUGUGAUGCUGUCAAAUUAUGCUCAUGCCAAUGUUGUGUAUCUUCGCAAGGGCAAUUGAACUUCUGGAUCCUUUCUGGCAUUCUGGCAUUGUAUUUGUAUCUUUGUUUGUAUGGGUCAAUUGCUGGUUUAUAUACAAGGGAGAUCAAGUAUGUGAUUAAACUAGUUAAUGUAGAUAUAAUGGAAUUCUCUUGCAA